Paramormyrops kingsleyae is the source of this 2174-nucleotide messenger RNA. NCBI's taxonomy places the organism in Eukaryota, Metazoa, Chordata, Actinopteri, Osteoglossiformes, Mormyridae. The record is from RefSeq and is a predicted model, not a curated record.
UUAGUGAGUCUAACAUUCCCCCUCAGUGUACAGAGGCGCUGGGCCUACAGAGCACAACCUAAACUGCUGCUGCUUCCUGCCAAGACAGAGAGAGAGAUAAAAAAGAAAGAGAGAGAGAAAGAGAGAGAGAGAGAGAGAGAGAGAGAGAGCAAGGGGAAAAGUUACUUCAGAGGCUGGAGCUCCAUAAUACUCACAAAAAUAGUUCUUUUUCUCCAUUUCUGUGUUCCGGUUCUAACGUAACUCAGAAUCAGCCCAGUGACAUUUGGGAUCACCUGGAACGACACUGAGGAAGACUCUCAGCGUGCAAAAUGAAGACCGUGUUUCUCUUCUUCACCCUUUGGCUGACAGUCAUGGCGGAAACAGGAGAGCCUGGCAAUGUAGCUUUCUGGAAAGAGAAAAUGAUGUUGACAUGUCCAUAUGACUCUCCAACUUGGGACGAUCAACAAAGAACGGAAGAGAGAAGUCGAACGCUAAAUUAUACAGCAGAAACGAAAGGAUUGCGACAUUGCAAAACAACAAAUAGUGACAAAUACUAUUUUUAUAUUAAAGGAUAUGUAUGUUCUGAUUGCUAUGAGCUGGACGGAACUCUGGUGGUCGGUAUUAUAAUUGGGGACCUGCUGGUGACUGGUGGAGUCGUCAUCCUCAUCUACUACUGGGCCCAGAAAAAGUCUGGGUCAUCGCCGGCAUCAGCUGUUGCCCGCUCUGGGCCCCGAGGUGGACAGCGUGGGCCAGCUGUGCCUAACCGGGACUAUGAGGUUUUAAACCCUAGAACCAGAGACGAUGCAUACGCUGUCGCUGGUGUAAAACGGACCGGCUAGACUGCAGUCCUUUCAUUCCUCCUGAUCUGGAGCCUUUGCCCAGCAGACAUCAACUCGGUCUCCAUCUGGGUCAGCAGGACUGGCAAAGACCACAUUAGUGGUACUAAGCUCAAUACCCACAACUUUUGAAAGAUUUUCCUAUUGCUGAUGCUUUGUUAUUUUAGUAGUUUCUUGUAGUAGAUGAGUUACUUUUUUCAUUUGUUCAAGUAAAAAAAAAAAAUUAAUUUAUAACCUCAGUUUUUUCCAGGAAAAUUGUUGAGACAUUGGACCCAGAAUAAUAUUAGUCUGAAGUAAUUUAAAUGGUGGAAAUAUUAGAUUAAGCCAUCAUGACUAAGUCGCUAAGAUUAAAAUGUUACGUAUAUCAUAAACAAUUAUCAAGUAAAACAAAUAAGUUUUAUUUUUUACAAAAAAGAGUAGUACUCCGGGGAGUUUCUAGCUAUCGAAAAGAUCAGGAGCUAAGUCAAGGUUACCUGGGGCUUGACCAUUAUUAUUUAAGGUAGAUUGGGCUAAAAUACUCGGGGCUCGGCUUAAAAAACUCAGGGUUACAGCCCCAGUGAUCGCACCUAUAAACGCCCAUGGUAGUACCCUUAUCAAAAGGUAUAGUAUUAUAAAAUCAAGUGUUCAACUUUGUAUAAAAAUUACAUUUUUGAUUGAAUAUUUGCAAUAGUUUUACGUUAACAUGAAAGAGAAAACAUUUGUGCUGCAGCAUUUUAAAACAUCAUUAACUGGGUAAUAAAAAAUUGAACAUUUAGAACAAUUCAUAAUAUGCCUAAUAUACAUAACAAAAAAUACUGUGAAAAUUCUCUCAUUGAGUUUGUGCCCAAUGAAUCAUAACUUUUACAGUAUAUUUUAAAUCUUCAUUUUGUUUUACCAGAAUCAUUAUUUUAUAUUUUUAAAUGUUUCAUUUGUUACUAAUAAGCUGUUAAACUUUUUAGAUAUUCUGCAUUUUUUUCCAUAUUGAAUGCAGUUAACACUGCUAUUCUAUUAAGAAAUUAUUCGUAUGAAAAUUGGAUGGCAUUAUCUGUUUAGUUUGAACUAAAAAUAAAUAAUGUUACAUCUUGCAGCAUUCAACAGGCUUGUGUAAUACUGUGGGUGCUGUGCCAUUCAUAAAAAUAGAGCUAUAUGUAAACAUCCUGCUGUCAUAAUUUCCUUUCAAAAUUAAGCUUUUUUUCUUAGCAGUCUUGAAAUUGCAUGAUCAGAGGAAAAUACGCUCUAGGGCUUGGUGCCGUUAAUCAGAAUGAUCUUACUAUGUGGAAACAUGCAGUAAGUCACAGUAUUUUUUGUGAAGGUCACACGCAUCUUACCAUCAACUUGUAAGAAUAACAUUCUUAUUAAAAACUGAAAAAAUGUCUCCUC